This is a messenger RNA of Ctenocephalides felis (cat flea), 678 nucleotides long. RefSeq lists its product as uncharacterized. Bases 147 to 674 code for a protein of 175 amino acids. The record is from RefSeq and is a predicted model, not a curated record. The transcript has 2 exons. NCBI's taxonomy places the organism in Eukaryota, Metazoa, Arthropoda, Insecta, Siphonaptera, Pulicidae.
AUUUUGUUUGUUUUCCCGCUCAUUUAUCUAUGAUUCCGCUCAACAACCAAUAAGGGUACUGAAAAUGGGAUUGAAGUUAGUUGCAACCAAAACUUGAUACAGUUGUACAGAGCUCGCUCGUUAUAUCCAUUCAUUACUAUAAGAAUAUGUGGUUGAUGAUUGCAGAAAAUCAUCUCAAUCAAGGACCAUGGCUGGCGAAUUUUUUCUUCUUUGUAACUACACUGGUCGUCAUAUUUGACGCAAAAAUUUAUCCGGAGGCGUUCAGGAUUCUCGGGUUCGUUCCCCUAUUAAUGUAUGAGUUUGUUCUUGUUAAAUUGAUCGUCGAAGUGACGGAGAGCUUAAUAUGGGGCUCCAUAGUUCACUUCAGCUUCGACGUAUUACCCGAUCUCCUGGACAUGAUACCCCUUGCAGACGAAAUUUGUAUAUCUCAAGUGCUAUAUGGUGGACGUUGCGUGCGGCGGAUAUAUGACGUUCUGGGAGGAUCAACUUUGUCGGACACCAUCGUCUAUUUAAUGGUCUUAUUAUACUUCCUACUUGGACUGGUAUUACGAGCUUAUGCAUCGGGAAUUCUCAACAAAGCACGAGUCGCUGUUUGGCCUAUCAUAAGAGCCGCGAAUAAAAUCAUUUUGGCGCCCAUCAAUUGGAUUAGCGAUGUUUGGGCCUCUAGAAGAUAAUAAC